AUGCAAUCCCUAAAGCUACUCGGUCAACAGGGCCUCCUGGGUGGCGCGCUUCCGAAGCACGAUGAGGUCUCGCCGAUUUCGCCGCCCCACACGACGACUGACGCGAUGGCACGACACCUGCUGCCCGGAACUCUUCUGCUCGCCGCCUUGUGCGGACUCACCGAGGCCAUCAAGUGGACCGACUGCGGAUCGUCGGUAGGCCAAGUCGCCAGCGUGAGCGUCACGGGCUGCGAGCACACCGACACGUGCAACCUGAAAAAAGGCACCGACGUCUCCCUCAUCAUCGACUUCACCUCGAACGUGAAGAGUCCGACGGUUCAAGUGAAGGCCUACGGCGUCCUGGAGCACGUCCCGAUCCCCUUCGAUGUACCCCAGCCGGAUGCCUGCCAGAGCGGAGUCACAUGUCCAGUGCAGCCCGCCGGCAAGUACAACUAUCGAGGCUCUUUCCCGAUUAAGCCCAUGUACCCGUCAAUCUCGCUCGACAUUAAAUGGGAACUCUUGGACGACAAGGACCAGUACCUGGUCUGCGUGCUCAUUCCCGUAAAAAUCGACUGAGCUCCUGCGCCGUGUCGGCGGCACAUCGAUGGCGGCCACGACGGACAGCCUCCACUUUCGGGACUUCUCUUCAUCGUGUAAAUUCGCUUGCUGUAAUAAACGAUUGGAACGUG
Ixodes scapularis (black-legged tick) is the source of this 668-nucleotide messenger RNA. RefSeq names its product NPC intracellular cholesterol transporter 2. The transcript has 2 exons. Bases 1 to 555 code for a protein of 184 amino acids. The record is from RefSeq and is a predicted model, not a curated record. Lineage: Eukaryota; Metazoa; Arthropoda; Arachnida; Ixodida; Ixodidae. Gene Ontology annotation, biological process: intracellular cholesterol transport. Gene Ontology annotation, molecular function: sterol binding.